Messenger RNA from Mizuhopecten yessoensis (Yesso scallop), 1959 nucleotides. RefSeq names its product prostaglandin reductase 1-like. The transcript is spliced from 7 exons. Gene Ontology annotation, cellular component: cytoplasm. Gene Ontology annotation, biological process: prostaglandin metabolic process. The record is from RefSeq and is a predicted model, not a curated record. The coding region runs from base 438 to 1385 and encodes 315 amino acids. Gene Ontology annotation, molecular function: 15-oxoprostaglandin 13-reductase [NAD(P)+] activity; 2-alkenal reductase [NAD(P)H] activity. Lineage: Eukaryota; Metazoa; Mollusca; Bivalvia; Pectinida; Pectinidae.
UCCUAUAACGUAACCAGCUUGUUUACUCAGGUUAAGGAUUCUAUCCCCGUAAAAUAUCAAACAAUGCUUUACAGCAGUAAGGAAAUGAAAGGCACAUCAUGAAAUAGAUAAAAUAUAAAGAAAUAGAUCAACUAAAUCUUGCUAUGAUAAAAUACUCAAAAGUAGUUUACAUUACACUGAUAAUACACCCUCGAUACUCCAGUGGUUAGGUUCACUUAGUAAAAGUCAUAGUAAAAUUGAAGGCACGUGGCCAGCUAUUGAUUGGUCUCAAAUAGUCUUCAAAAUAGUCUUCUUGUCUCAUCCAAAAAGUGGCACACACUGCGCCUUCGAUUUUGCAUAUUCCAGGGGUGCAGAGAGCGAAUGUGUGCGUAUCCCCUGGAUAUCGAGGAUGACAGUGAACCAGGGGUGCAGAGAGCGAAUCCCCUGGACUAUCGAGGAUGACAGUGAACCAGGGGUGCAGAGAGCGAAUCCCCUGGACUAUCGAGGAUGUGAUAAAAAUGUCCUACAAUUAUACAAGAGAUCAACCAAUACAACGGUUUCAGAAUUUGCAGGCUUUGCGUUAUCGGGUGAUAAUUACUAGCGCUAUACCACCAGCUAAUAUAUCCAUGGUCAUCGCCAGUAAGAGCCCCUCUCAUCCUGUGGGAAGCGUCGUACGGGCGUUCUCGGGAUGGCGCACGCACACACUUGUUUCAAACGAGCAAGCUCAGGGAAUUGGACGCAUACCGGAAAUGAGUGAUCUCCCUCUGUCAUUGGCCCUUGGCACCAUGGGAAUGACAGGGAUGACAGCUUACUUUGGUUUCCUGGAGCUUUGCCAGCCAAAGGAAGGAGACACUGUACUUGUUAACGGUGCUGCUGGAGCAGUGGGCAGUCUGGUCGGACAAAUCGCCAAAAUAAAGGGGUGCAAGGUGGUUGGAUGUGCUGGUACUGACGACAAAUGCAAGUGGCUGAAGGAGUUAGGUUUUGAUGAGGUCUUUAACUACAAGAAGGUUGAUCUAUCCGAGGCUUUGAAAGCAGCCGCCCCAGAUGGGUUUGAUUGUUUCUUCGAUAAUAUUGGAGCAGAUUUUACUGCUACUGCACUGAAACACAUGAAGCAGUUUGGCCGUGUUUCCAUUUGUGGACAGAUGUCUGUCUACAACAACAAGGAACUCCCAAGAGCUGAAUAUCCAUUCAUGCUCAUCCUCGGGAAACAGCUUAAGGUUGAGGGAUUUAACGUGAUGCGGUGGUAUCCGAGGUGGGCGGAGGGAGAAAAGGUUAUGGCACAAUGGAUCAAAGAGGGAAAAAUCAAGUACAAAGAAACAAUUACUAAGGGUUUCAGAAAUAUGCCGAAUGCCUUCAUCGGACUGUUCGAUGGUGCUAAUACCGGGAAAGCGAUAGUCACAGCCUAAUGUGACUACGAUUCUACGUCAUAGAUUUACCGUGACGUCAAAAAACAAGAUGAUCUUACGUCACAGAGAUAGCAUGACACCAAUAGACCAGAUAACACAGGAAAACAUUAAAAUUAUUUGGUGAAGUUAAUGAUUCUCAUCAAAUCAGAAAUAAAAGCACUUAUUUGCGAAGGCUUAUAAAAGACACGUUCUUACGAGAGCAGGUUACUUUUUCAUUUACCUACUCAUUCGAAAUGUUUCAUGCAUCGGCUUAAAUCGAGUUAAGAAUUCCGAGUUUCAUCUACCAAAGUAUCAACGAUCACAAUGUCACCCUAUUUUAUACAUGUACUCCAUAUAUAUCAAUAGGUGUGCUAUUUCCCUUGUUCAGGUGAAAGUGAAUAUAUGUUUGGAACUAAUCAUUUACACGUCCGUUUUUAUGUAUUGAAAAAUAACGGUAUUUGUUUUUCGGGAUGGGAAUUGUAGCACACCUACACUAUUUUAGAUAUGACGUCAUCAUCAUUGUGCUGGAUUGAGCUGACGUUAGGAGCAUCCUUACGUAACUACAAAGAUUGUAAGUGUAUCCAUCCCCUUUGUA